Acyrthosiphon pisum (pea aphid) is the source of this 972-nucleotide messenger RNA. RefSeq names its product ring canal kelch homolog. The transcript is spliced from 4 exons. The coding region runs from base 273 to 914 and encodes 213 amino acids. NCBI's taxonomy places the organism in Eukaryota, Metazoa, Arthropoda, Insecta, Hemiptera, Aphididae. Gene Ontology annotation, molecular function: protein binding. The record is from RefSeq and is a predicted model, not a curated record.
UUUAUUUAUUAGUGUAAAUAUAACAGGUUUUAUUAUCUAUUGGUGGAGUUGAUAUUGAAUUGAGAAAUCGUACAAAAUGGUACGAUCCAAAAACGGAACAAUGGCAUUUUGGACCAGAACUGCUUACAAUCCGUCACCGAGGUUGUGCAGCAGUAGUUAACGAUAAUUUAGUGUUUACUGUUGGUGGUUCCGCAGAAUAUUGUGAUACUCUUCGGUCUGUCGAAGUGCUUGAUUUGUCUUCGGAAUCACUCUGUUGGAGACCAAGUUUUGAAAUGUUAGUUGAACGAGAUGCUUUGGGAGUUGGUGUUAUCAAUAAUGACAUAUAUGCCGUCGGUGGAUGGAAUAUUUUUGAUGAUUCAUUAUCUAAUGCAGAAGUUUUUGACAUCCAUACUCAAGAAUGGCGUAUGAUAUCAAGUAGGUCUACUGCAACAUCCUAUCACGGGGUCGGAGUCCUGAAUAAUAUUUUAUAUGCGGUAGGGGGACAUAACAAAUUAUCACAGGCUUUAGACACUGUGGAAUGUUACGAUCCCAGUCUCGAUACAUGGACACCCGUCGCAAAAAUGUCUGUGUGUCGCGAUGGUGUUGGAGUAGGAGUUUUAGACGGUGUACUGUAUGCUGUGGGUGGUAAAGAUGGAUCAAAAGCUCUGAGUAGUGUUGAAGCAUACAGACCAAGUACGGGAGUUUGGAGUACUAUUGCGGACAUGCAUAAGCCUCGAAGACAAGCAGGAGUUGUUGCAUUAAACGGUUUAUUGUAUGUCAUUGGUGGACUCGACGACACUUUUUUUGUGCAUUCUAUAGAAUUUUACAGCCCUGAAACCAAUUCCUGGACAAUAGUCGCAGCGUCAACGGAAUUUUUACAUACUUCAGCAGGAGUAGCAGCCAUUAACAGGCAUCGAAAUUUUAAAAGUCAAUAGCAUUCAUGAUUUUUCCUUGAUACAAUAAAUAAAUGAUUUCGUAUAUUGUUACAUUGUA